GUAUAAUGAAGGGGUUAGUCCUUGGAAUUAUCAUAGUACUGUUUGUCCAAGGUAUUGCAUCUUUAGACAAGGGAACCAGUAAAGCAUCGAACAAACAAUCCAGGGGAAAUAUCAAGUUCAGAGCCACUGGAUAUGAAGAUGUAAUUAAAAAUCAUAACCUUCUAGCAUCCAGCAAAAGCGGUUCUAAAAAAGACCGGUACAAACCUACUGGAUAUGAAGAUAAUAAUGUCCAAACUAAAAGAUACCAGCCCAAUGUUUUAAGCAUUACUGGAUCUAAAAGUUCUAACAGAAUUGGGUAUGAUAGCUACGAAACGAAUAAGUAUGACACUAACCAGCAAGGAUAUGAUAUCUUAAAUUAUGGAUAUGAUGACUCUAGCAGUAAAGGAUAUGAGACAUACACACCAGGAUAUGACGGUUCUAACAAUAUCAAAUAUGGGAGAGAUAACCAGGGAUACGAUGUUUCCAAUAAGAUAAGAUAUGAUACCUACCCGUCAAAACAUAUCAGUUCAAGCAAGAUCGCAUAUGGAAGCAACACUCAAGGAUAUGAUGAUUCCAGUAAGAAAGGGUAUGCUACCAUGUCUACACCAUAUGACAGUCCUAGUAAGAUCGCUUAUGGUAGCAACAGUCAGGAAUACGAUGUUUCAAGUCAGAAAGGGUAUGAUACCUACCCGUCAAAACAUACCAGUUUAAGCAAGAUCGCAUAUGGAAGCAACACUCAAGGAUAUGAUGAUUCCAGUAAGAAAGGGUAUGCUACCAUGUCUACACCAUAUGACAGUCCUAGUAAGAUCGCUUAUGGUAGCAACAGUCAGGAAUACGAUGUUUCAAGUCAGAAAGGGUAUGAUACCUACCCGUCAAAACAUACCAGUUUAAGCAAGAUCGCAUAUGGAAGCAACACUCAAGGAUAUGAUGAUUCCAGUAAGAAAGGGUAUGCUACCAUGUCUACACCAUAUGACAGUCCUAGUAAGAUCGUGUAUGGUAGCAACACUCAGGAAUACGAUGUUUCCAGUCAGAAAGGGUAUAAUACAUACCCGUCAAAACAUAUCAGUAUAAGCAAGAUCGCAUAUGGAAGCAACACUCAAGGAUAUGAUGAUUCCAGUAAGAACAGGUAUGAAACCGUUACUAAAUCAUAUGACAGUUCUAGCAAGAUCGCAUAUGGUAGCAACACUCAUGAAUACGAUGUUUCCAGUCAGAAAGGAUAUAACACCUUCCCUUCAUCGUAUGUCAGUUCUAGCAAGACAACAUAUGAGAGUAACAAUCAGAGACAUGAUGAUUCCAGUAAGAAAGGAUAUGGAAUUUUCCCUGUGAGCUAUAAUAAUCCCACAAAGAACAAGAAAUAUGACGCUACUAGAAAUAAAGAUUAUGCCACAAACCCUACACAAUAUAACAGUCAGAAGGGUUACGACACCUUAAGUAAGGAAUAUGACAGUUCUAGCAAGAUACCAUAUGUGAUCAACAAUCAGGGAUAUGACAAGCCUAGCAAGAUUGCAUAUGGAAGCAGUAAUCAGGGAUAUGAUGAUUCCAGUAAAAAAGGAUAUGGUACCAACCCUGUGAGCUAUGAUAGUUCUAUAAAUACCGAGAAAUAUGAUGUUUCCAGUAAUAAAGGAUAUGCUACAUCCCUUACCCAAUAUGACAGUCAGAAGGGAUAUGACACCUUAAGUAAGGGAUAUGACAGGCCUAGCAAGAUUGCAUAUGGAAGCAACUAUCAGGAAUAUGAUGAUUCAAGUAAAAAAGGACAUGUGACCUACCCUGCCACUAGCUAUGCUAAAUCUAUAAACACCGAGAAAUAUGAUGUUUCCAGUAUUAAAGGGUAUGACACAUACCCUACACAAUAUGACAGUUCUAGCAAGAUAGUAUAUCUGAGCAACAAUCCGGGGUAUGAUGAUUCGAGUAAGAAUAGUUAUGGUACAUACCCUGCGACCUAUAGUAAUUCUAAAAACACCAAGAACUAUGAUGUUACCAGUGAUAAAGGGUAUGACACAUACCCUACACAAUAUGACAGUUCUAGCAAGAUAGUGUAUCUGAGCAAUAAUUCGGGGUAUGAUGAUUCGAGUAAGAAUAGUUAUGGUACAUAUCCUGCGACAUAUGAUAAUUCUAAAAACACCAAGAACUAUGAUGUUACCAGUGAUAAAGGGUAUGACACAUACCCUACACAAUAUGACAGUUCUAGCAGGAUAGUAUAUGUGAGCAGCAAUCCGGGAUAUGAUGAUUCGAGUCGGAAGCUGGGGUAUGAAAAAUACCCUGCGACCGAUGAUUAUUCAACAAACACUCAGAACUAUGAUGUUUCCGGUAAUAAAGGGUUUGACACAUACCCUAAACAACAUGACAGUCAGAAGGGAUAUGUCAGUUCUAGCAAGAAAGUAUUUGUGGGCAGCAAUCAGGUGUAUGAUGCUGCCAGUCAGAAGGGAUAUGAUGUUUCCAGUCAGAAGGGAUAUGAUACCUUAAGCCAGGGAUAUACCAGUUCUGGCAAGAACUCAUAUGGAAGCAACAACCAGGGAUAUAAUGCGUCUAAAAAGAAAGUGUAUGAUACCUCAAUUCAAAAGUAUGACGGUUAUAGUAAGAACCAGGGGUACGAUAUCAUGUUUGGGUACGACGGGUCUAGAAAGAAAACUUACGAAAGCAAUAGUAAAGGAAACGAUGUUUCAAGUAAAAGGUAUGAUACAUAUAAUCAAGGAUAUGACGCAUAUAUCAAUACCGCAUAUGAGAGCAAUCCAAAGAGAUAUGAUGACGAUCAUGUCGGAUAUGACAGCUCUAACCAAACCCAAUAUAGAAACAACAAACAGGGAUAUGCUGUAUCAAGUAAGAAAGGAAUUGAUACACCCAGCAAAGAAUAUGUCGACUCUGGCAAAAACAAACCAACAGGGUACGAAGUUUCUAGUAAAAAAGGAUAUGUCAGCUCUAUCAAAAAUAAACCAACAGGAUACGUUAGCUCUAGCAAAAACAAACCAACAGGAUACGAAGUUUCCAGUAAAAACAAACCAACAGGAUACGUCAGCUCUAGCAAAAACAAACCAACAGGAUACGUCAGCUCUAGUAAAGACAAACCAACAGGAUACGUCAGCUCUAGCAAAAACAAACCAACAGGAUACGUUAGCUCUAGCAAAAACAAACCAACAGGAUACGAAGUUUCCAGUAAAAAAGGAUAUGAUCCCGUCAGUCAAGGAUACAAAAGUCCUAGCAAUAACGAAUACAACAGUUACAAUCAAAAAGUAUAUGAAAGCAAACCUAAGGGAUAUGAUGACUCCACUAAAAAAGGAUACGAUAGUUAUAGCCUAGAAUAUGAAAGGUCCAGUCCACAAGUAUAUGAUAGCUUUAAACCGAACUAUAAAGGCUCUAAUCAGCACGAUUAUAACAGCUACAGACAGAGAGAUGGUGGUUCCACCAAGAAGGGAUCUAUAAGCUUCAGUCAAGGAUAUAACUCCAAUAAAAAGAAAAAUGACGGAUAUAGCACUGUCAUUGACAGUUACAAAGGGAAAGAUAAAACAGAUUAUGAUCAUGCCACGUAUGGAAAAAACGAUAAUCUGGAUUUCGGACUAAACAGUUAUGCUAUUUAUGACAUGCGCAGUAUUGAUAAUCAGAUCCAAAGCAGUUAUGGUAAAUACAGCAAAAACAGUUAUAACAGGGACGGUGAAAAUAACCAGUUUCAAGAUACAGGGUACGAUACUUAUGAUAGUUAUUUGAACAAUGACUAUAAUAGCUAUGGUACCGUUGUAAACGAUAAGUAUGGGAAAGAAAGUCCGAGGAGAUCAGAUAGCCGUGAUGGCGAAUAUGACGUAAAACAUAAUGUACGCCGUGAAAACAGCAAUAGAAGAUAUAGGCCGAGUUCAAGAGGUGCUGAAAGGAAACGAGGAUCAACUAUCACGAACUAUUAGGACUGUGUGUACUAGUUUAACUUAAUAAAUGGCAAAUGUGUGUAUAUAUAUGUAUGUAAAUAAACUAGGCAAACAGA
Molecule: messenger RNA, 3946 nt
Organism: Mytilus trossulus (common blue mussel)
Lineage: Eukaryota; Metazoa; Mollusca; Bivalvia; Mytilida; Mytilidae
Product: ice nucleation protein-like
Exons: 2
Coding region: 6-3869 (1287 amino acids)
Source: RefSeq, a predicted model, not a curated record